AACUCAUUCGUGUGCAUUUCUUGUCCCUCCGUUCCGUGACAUGGCAGAGACACGCCGCUCCUCGCGCAUUGCAGCGCAACCCAAGAAAGACGAACUUCCGAAACCUGUGCGCAACCCCACAAAGAAGAGGUCGACUGGUGAGGAGGACGGCCCCGCCGCCAAGAAGGCCAAGAACGAGGAGCAGCCCACUGAAACUCAGGAGGGCGAGCAGCCUGCGGAUGCAAGUGUUGGGGACGCCAGGGUAGAGGGAGCACAGUCACAAGCGGACAACGCUGUGAAGCCGAUUGACAUUGGCGACACUCUGCCCUCUCUGACUCUCAAGAACGAACAGGGUGAAGACGUCGAUGUAUCCACGCUCACCGUCGAGAAGGGAGUUAUUAUGUUCUUGAUUCCUAAAGCUGACACUCCCGGAUGCACUACUCAGGCGUGCGGCUUCCGCGACGCGUAUCCCAACUUCACCGAGGUCGGCUAUGACGUGUACUGCCUGAGCGCAGAUAGCCCGGCUGCCCAGAGCAAGUGGCAGUCCAAGAAGGAGCUUCCGUACCCUUUGCUAUCCGACCCUAAACGUGUCCUCAUUACGGCGCUCGGUGCGGGUGAAGGCGGAAAGACCAAGCGCAGCCACUUCAUUUUUGAGAAGGGCGGCAAGCUCAUUAAGAAGGAGCUGCCAGUGAAGCCCGCUGAUAGCCCUCUGCAUGCCCUCGAGUUCGUUAAGAGUCUCAACAAGGCCUCGGCCUCAGACAAAGUCAUGGGAGAACAGCAGCAAGAGGGGAAGACAGAGGCCGAAAAGGCUUCUGAGCACGAGCAGACGGAGCAGGGCGCAUCUUCUGAUCAACCCAUGGCGACAGAUUGAAGAACAUCAUGAUGCAUUGGUUGUGCUGAGGAUAUUAUCUUGGGUUCGGAAUCGUAGUAUCUUGAGUAUGCUUUGUAGCACGUUUAUCCGUCGCGAUGGAGAACACAUGCUUGUGAUUUGUCUUUAUCGUC
Molecule: messenger RNA, 981 nt
Organism: Phanerochaete carnosa HHB-10118-sp
Lineage: Eukaryota; Fungi; Basidiomycota; Agaricomycetes; Polyporales; Phanerochaetaceae
Exons: 6
Coding region: 41-850 (269 amino acids)
Biological process (GO): cell redox homeostasis; cellular response to oxidative stress
Cellular component (GO): cytoplasm
Molecular function (GO): thioredoxin peroxidase activity
Source: RefSeq, a predicted model, not a curated record